Messenger RNA from Amphiprion ocellaris (clown anemonefish), 7742 nucleotides. RefSeq names its product ring finger protein 150a (gene rnf150a). The transcript has 7 exons. The coding region runs from base 179 to 1480 and encodes 433 amino acids. NCBI's taxonomy places the organism in Eukaryota, Metazoa, Chordata, Actinopteri, Pomacentridae. The record is from RefSeq and is a predicted model, not a curated record.
UCAUCUGUAGGAGGAGGAGGAGGUACGCACAACUCCGGUCCCUCCGCUCUGUGAGAGCCGCUGCUGGAUAUUAUGUGGUUUUACUGCUUUUUUGAAGCUUUUUAACCAGGGGCGUGAUGCGGGUUUCCCAGUGAGGAGGACACCCGGAGCUCCUCGUCUGUCCGCGAACAGCCGUACGAUGGCCCCGUCCCUCAUCCGAGCCUGCCGCAGUCUGGCUCUCUCGACGUGGCUGCUGUCGUUCUGCUUCGUCCACUUGCUGUGUCUGGACUUCACGGUGGCGGAGAAGGAGGAGUGGUACACGGCGUUCGUCAACAUCACCUACCUGGACCCUGCCACGUCGGAGGUGAGGACGGAGAAAACCGAGUGCGGUCGCUACGGCGAGCACUCCCCUAAGAAGGAAGCCAGGGGUCUGGUGCUGGUCCCGGCCCUCCUGCAGGACAGACAGGCGUGCGACCCCGGCGUCAGGUUUCCCCCCGUCCCGCCAAACACCGCCUGGGUGGCGCUGGUGGCCGCGGGCAACUGUACGUACCGGGAGAAGAUCCGAAAUGUCGCAAACCACAACGCCUCUGCGGUGAUUAUUUACAACGUGGGCUCCAGCAGCACCAACGACACCAUAACUAUGCCCCAUCCAGAUACAGGCGACGUCGUGGCCAUCAUGAUCCCGGAGCCCAAAGGCCGUGAGAUCGUGUCCCUGCUGGAGCGGCACAUCAUGGUCAUGGUCCACAUCACCAUAGGAACCCGCAACCUGCAGAAGUACGUGAGCAGGACGUCGGUGGUGUUCGUCUCCAUCUCCUUCAUCGUCCUCAUGAUCAUCUCCCUCGCCUGGCUCGUCUUCUACUACAUCCAGAGGUUCCGCUACGCCAACGCGCGAGAUCGCAACCAGAGGCGUCUGGGAGAUGCUGCCAAAAAGGCCAUCAGUAAGCUUCAAGUCCGCACCAUUAAGAAAGGAGACAAGGAAACAGAAUCAGACUUUGACAACUGUGCAGUUUGCAUUGAAGGUUAUAAGCCCAAUGACGUUGUAAGGAUAUUACCAUGCAGACAUGUCUUCCAUAAGCACUGUGUGGAUCCAUGGCUACAAGACCACCGAACGUGUCCGAUGUGCAAAAUGAACAUCCUCAAAGCCCUGGGAAUCCCACUCAACGCAGACUGCUCAGAAGAGGUUCCCCCAGACUACGAGGCGUCUGUCGGAGGUCCACCCACCAACGCCAUCAGCGGGGCAAGUGACAUCACAGUUAACGAGAGCUCGGUGGUGCUGGAUCCCGCAGGAAGAGUGAUAGACCUGCAGCAGCUCCACCCCGAUGCAGAGACGACGCCUCAGGCAGGGGAGAGCCACGUCAUUGCCAGCAGUGAACACCAGCCUGCCCUCAGCAGCGAUUCAGACACUUCUAUCAUCAUCAGCACAGAGGUAGGCGUGUCUGAAGCAGAUCUGUCUGCCGAGCAGGAAUGUGUCGAGGCCAAAUCCACAGCCAAUCAGAGCUGAGCAGAAAGCAUGAACCAGGACAAGGAGGGUGAGAGCAGUGGACCUACAGAGAUUUGCCACAUCUUUGGCUAAUUUGAAGAAAGUGACCUCUGAGAAGACGUGCGAAUGACCAGUAUGACCAACAGCAGCACAAAACACCCAAUUCUGUCUCCGCUGACGGAAAAACUGAUUCAUCCCUGCAUCUCUUCAUGUUCUAGAUGGUCAACCAGACAGCUCUCACAUUAUGGUGGCCCAGUUUUUGUAAGUUUUUUCCUUUAAUCUACUCUCUGAAAUGCACAUACAGUAACUAUGGAGAUGUUGGAGGACUUCAUGGUGCGGAGAAGGCAACAUUUGUCUCUCCUCAGUUUGGCAAACCAAACCUGCUGCUGGACACAAAGCAGACACAAAGAGAGCAGCAGGACCUCCUCAACUCCAGAUCACAGCUUUAAUUUCUUAAUUACUAUAAAAAAAAAAUGUGUGCAGAUAGUUUGACCUCUUGGUACGAGAUCACUGCCAACAAUUCCAGAAGUUUUACUGAUGUUACGAGUACAUAUAUGGCACAUACAGACAGUAUAUAAGCAGUACCAUCCCUCACAGUUGGUGUGAAUUCCCACCAGCAGUUUGCCAGCGUCUGACUUGGGUACAUGUUGUGAUCAUGCUAGGUUUCAUGUGGUCGCGUGACAUUUAGGAGAUGGAAAAUGUAAGCACACAUUAAGCUGUAAUUUCUAAAUGUGACUGUUUCUGUUACUAUUUUGUGAAUCUUCAUUUUUACCAACUGAAUAUUCCUGUUGUGAUAAGGAAUCAACCAAACACAAAGUACAUGUUGUCUGUCCUCACAUUUGACAAUCAUAAGCUUGUUUUGAGCAGUUUGAAGUGAUGUCACCCACUGCCCUACCAAAACUGCUGCUAAAUAUCACAACACAUGGAGUCAGUGAUCAGUACAGAUGGUAAAUCUGUCAGUUGCCACUACCAAAUCUGCGCACAUGUCUGUAUACAAACCUCCACUUGUCAAGCGAGCUAAUAUGAAUAGGUCAAUGCGUCUUUGUGCCAAGCUCUUCUGUUUUAUUUUAAACAUUGCCAUUUUAUAUGUACACUGAUUCCCUGGAAUGGCAUGAGUCUUUUUCAUGAUAUAAAACCUAAGAAAUAACACGAGAAUGUGGGAUUAAACAAUAUGUGUCUGCUAAAAGAAGGACUAUGUUUGGAGAAAUAAGGGAGGGAACUAUGCAUUGCUAGGGUUUCAUCUGAGGAAUAUGAUGCCCCAAGCAUUUUUUUUUUUUUAAAAAGAGAUUAUAACAUAGAAAAUGUUUACAGUUGUGAAGUAUGUCCACACUAUGCCGGCUAACGUUGUAAAACUGAUGCAUCCCCGUCAGCGGGGUAAAAGCAAAGAUCUGCCAACUGAAGUGCAUCAUGUUACAGUGAGUUAAAAGGAAAGGUCUUUAUGCCUUUUUAAAAAAACAUCCACUGUCUGUGGAGCUCUCAGGUGGUCAGGGAGGAAGUUCCAGAUGUGAGGGGCAGCUGAAUGGAAGGCUCCCAUGGUCCGGAGCUUGGUUCUGGGAGGGCGGAGGAGGUAAUGGUUAUUGGUGGCAGAGGAGUUCUUUGAGGUAGUGCAAGGCAUUGCCGUGAAUGCACCAAUGGGUGAGGAGAGCAAUUCUGAAUUGAAUUCUCAAGGAGACGGGGAGCCAUGGAUGGGUGUGAUGUGGUCUAAGGAUCCUAGCGGUGCUGUUUUCAAUGUAUUGGAGCUUUUGCAGGCUCUUGCUGGGGCAGUAGUCCAGCCUGGAGGAGACAAAGGCAUGGACGAGUUUCUCUGCAUUCUCUAGAAGGAUGAGGGUGCGAUGGAGUUUGGCAAUAUUUUUGAGGCGGAAAAACGAAGACUUGCCUAGAUGUUUGAUGUGGUUGUUGAAUGUCAGAUGAGGGUCCAGUCUAUCACCGAGGUUGUUAACUGCCGAUGAGAGGGGAAUGUCUUGUCUGGACAAGGUGAUGGUGGUUGUGGCGUAUGACUGGACUUGAUGAGGAGUGCCGACAAGACUGGAGCUGUUUAGCUGGAGAAAGUUUUGACUGAUCUAGGCCUUGGUCUCCUCCAAGCAUGUGGUCAGGGUGAACAGUGCUGAUGAAGUUGAUGAUGAUGUUAGCAGGGGAGCAGACGGGGUUGGGACAGUCCUGAGGUAAAGCUGUGUGUCAUCAGCGUAGCAAUGGAAAAAGAUUCCAUGCCGGGUGAUGACACGGCCAAGGGGGAGCAUAUAUAAAAUGAUCAGGGCUGGACCGAGGAGGGACCCUUUGGAGACGCCACAGGUGACAGGAAGUGUCUGGGACUUAGCACCUCCCAGGCUGACAUGCUCGGUCCUUCCAGAGAGGUAUGAUAUAAACCAGUCCAAGGCAGUAUCAGAAAGUCCUAUAUCAGAGUGGAGGUGAUUGAAGAGGAUAUGGUGAUUGAUGGUGUCAAAGGAGUGAAGGAGAGUCAGCAUCACCUGAAAAAGCAGCCGCCUCUGGUUUAUGAAGCUUUAUACUGUUUGUAUAUGAGUUUCAACACAUUGUUUAGCUAUCCAGCCUGCAUCUUUACAGCUGGUUCACUCUUCCUGCUGUUAUUUGUUUUUUUCAGUAAAGAAUCUGUAACUCACUCCAGACUACCUGCCCAGGACCAAACAACAGGCUGACCCACCAAUCACUUUUGGUAGCAGAAAUGUCCCUCAAAAGUUGGUCCAGACCAAAACCAGAGCUAAAAGAUGGUGAAAUUUAUCGCAGGUUGAUGAAAAUAUAAUCUGACAAUAUUUUUGCAGGUUUAAUUUUGCCACAAAGUUGCACCAUCUCAGUUUUCCUUCAACAAUGUAAUCUUAAAACGAAACUAUGAAGACUGUUAUUGAGAAAGACGUGGUCAACUUAGCGUGGACGUACGAAGACUCUUAUAAUGAUGAUGCUGACUGUUAAUGCACAAUGCAGUUUGUGAUAGAUUUCAUUCUUCUACUUUUCGUUUUAUUGUUAUUUAUUUGUGUUCAUCGUCCUGUAUUAUACUAGGUCCUUUUUACAAGUAAUGUCUCACAUGUAGUACGAUCAGCAGAAUCUGGUGCUGGUUUCACUCCGUUUCCUCUCACAUUCCUGCAGACUUGCACACUGAAAAGGCACAGACCCACUGACUCGGAGCCAGUUGAGUUUUAACUGGUGGUUUUUCUCUUGCAGUCAUUGUUUCCAUCGAGUCCUGCAGCCACCUGGGACUCUCUUAUGUAACUCACACGUUCACACCCUGCUUGUUUGGGUCAGGCAUUUAGUGUAAGUGCAAACAUUUCAGUGUUUCAGAAAGCAGUGGUAUUAAGGACAGAUGGUAAUUCUAUAUUUGUGCAAAGGCUUUGCGAGACUAUAUUUUCAACUUCAGAAACUUGAUACCUAUAGACACUACAGCACAUUGUAGUAAUGCUUGUCCAUAAAGUGAAAAAGUAAAAAAGGUUGGGGUUAGAUGCACUGCCUACGGGUUGGAGAAAGCUCGACAGUUUUCACAUUGCCACACUUUAUGCUGUAUCAUUACUGUUCAAGCACCAAGGGUGCGAAGACCCAGUUGAAACCCACGGGAUUACUAUUAUACUUUCACUGUCCAACAAAAGAAGCACAUUUUUGAGGCCCUAAACAUAGUCGAAAACGCAUGAAAAUUUGCACACACAUCGGGGCCGCCGAAAAAUUUUAUAUUUUAUGGAAAUAGCACGUGUAUGCCAAAAUGGCUCAAUAGCGCCUCCUAGAAAAUUUCAAACAUUUAUUACGACCAGUGCAUGUGACCUAGACUUAUGAAAUUUGGUACAUGUGUAACUCGUCAAGAUGCCCAAAAAUGUAAUUGACACCCAUGCCCAAAACACAACAGGAAGUCGGCCAUUUUGAGUUAAGUGAUCAAAAGUUAUAAAAAUGUUCUGCGAAAGUCUGUCGGGGUGGAAAUGGUGACCAGCAGAAUUUCGAAGUUUCACCAUGAAGCAGGAAGUGCUGUCUAACUAGCCGUACAUGCACCAAUCUGCCUGAAACUUUACAUGUGUGAUCAGAGUUCGGCCCUAAUCACAUCCAUAGGCCGAUAUACAUUCACAAUAAUAGUGCCACCUGGUGGACAUUUUUGAUGGUUCGCCAUGAAACAGGAAAUGCUGUCUAAGUAGUCUGUACAUGUCCAGUCUGCCUCAAACUUUACAUGUUUGAUCAGAGGCCCGUCCGAUUACAUUCUUAGGCCAAAAUACACACUCAGUUGCAGCACCACCUGGUGGACAUGCUUGGAUUCAUUGACCAGCAAGGAUGCGAGGACCCGACCAAACUUUAACUAUUAUUACAAAUCCAGCACUUCUACAUGUACCACACAUUUUCAGCUUGACUGGAAUGUGUGGUAACAUUGUAGAAGUUUUCAAAAUUCAGGUUUAUUUUUAACUGUGUAUCUUCUCUGUUGUGGACAAGAAGGUGCAGAAAGAAUGUGAUUCUUGCCAGCUGAUUAUAGACGCAGAUGCUGAAGCCUCAGCCUGCGUAAUCUGGACCUUUAAGCUUCUGUAUGUUACAUCAGCUCAUGUGGGUAAUGACACAGCACAAUACAUAGGAUUUCCCAUCAAUGUUUGUCAAUCCUCAUCUUUCUUGUUUGUUUUCUCCCUUCUACGCUUUUGAAUUUCAGUUUUUUUUUUCCUGGCAUUUUGUCUUCUUCUCACAUGUACAAACAAAAUAAACACACUUUGUCCAUCUUACAAAAAGCACAUCCGUUUGCAGUGCCAAGUAACAGGUUCCUGGUUGUGCUGCCAAAUGAAAUGAAUUUCCUAAAGUUAGAUUAAACUUAACCUUUCUUUUUACAGAGCAACUCAAGUUAUGCGAUAAAAUUAUGAGGCCAUCUCUCAGUUUUGUCUGUUUACAGUCUACUUCCUCUCUCUUAGGACUAAAUACAGUUCAAAGGGUUUUAAGGCACUAAAGACCAGAGCACACUUCAUGUAUUGACAUUUAGUGUAUUUAUGAUGAAAGCUAAACUGGUUUCCCUAAUUGUAGCUGCAACACUCUUUUGUGUGUCCAUAAUUUAGUAAUCAUUUCUUACAAGCUUUCCAAUACGAAAUAUAAAACCAUUCGAAAGUUUGGGGUCACUUAGAAAUGUCUUUGAAAGAAAAGUAGUUUUGUUUCAGUGAAGAUAACAAAUGAAUCAGAAAUACAGUCUAGACAUUGUUAAUGUGGUAAAUGACUAUUCUAGCUGGAAACGGCUGAUUUUUAAUGGAAUAUCUACAUAGAGGUACAGAGGAACAUUUCCAGCAACCAUCACUCCUGUGUUCUAAUGCUACAUUGUGUUAGCUAAUGGUAUUGAAAGGCUAAUUGAUGAUUAGAAAAACCUUGUGCAAUUAUGUUAGCACAUGAAUAAAAGUGUGAGUUUUCACAGAAAACAUGAAAUUGCCUGGUGAUCCCAGACUUUUGAAUUGUAGUGUUUGUAAUGACUUCUAAUUUUGGGGAAAGUGUAGCUGUCUUUAAUGUAAAAGCACAAUUCAAACUCAACCAUACAUAUAAAACAAUCCUUAUUUAUUCAUUCUAUGUUUUAUUUAUGUAUUUUAUUAUUUGUAUUAGACAGGGACAGUGUUCAUUGAUCAUCAGUAAUGACCCAACGAGUCUAAAAGAUACAUUUUCAUUAAGUUUCUCUGGAGACAUGUUAAAAAGGCACCCUGUAAACGAGUAUAGCCAAAAAUAUUUAUACUUUACAUAACUUGGAUCCACUAAUAAAUAAUACAUACAAGGUAAUUAGCUUAGUUGCAUUUAGUUAAUUGAAAUGAAUAUAUCAAUAAAACACAGUUUCUAUUUUCCCAAUAAUUAGGAGCAAAUGAUGUUCUUGGAAUGUAUUUAAAAAUGAUUCAUAAAUUAUGGACACAUAAAAUACAGCCUUGUCCAGCAUUGCUAUACUGUACACAAAGAUAUCCAAUUUCUGUUUUGUUAUAUUGUUACAUGUGUUUUCUUCUGGUUGUGUUAACUUUCCUAUAUUGCACUUUAACCCUCCAGUGAUUGGGGAAGGCUGAACUGAAUGAAAUUCUUUUUUUAAUGAACAGCUUUUAAAGAAAGAGGGCUACAUGUGUCUGUUGUUGCUUCGUAUCUAAUGUUGUGAUCUUUUAUCUGUGCUAUGUGUAUGUGGGGUGGAGAGUAUCAAUAUAUUGUAAAUUAAAUACCCAGCAGAUAUAACAGCAUCGCUAUUUUGGUAUAUAAAAACAUUGUAUGUAUGAUUAGCAAUGUCUCUGUCCUUUUCUUGUACCGUACACGAUGCAUGUGUAGGAAUGUCUUUGACUGUGUGUUAUAAUAAAUUUGAAUCAGGUUUUUCCAA